This is a messenger RNA of Lemur catta (Ring-tailed lemur), 617 nucleotides long. RefSeq names its product elongin C (gene ELOC). The record is from RefSeq and is a predicted model, not a curated record. The transcript has 4 exons. The coding region runs from base 236 to 574 and encodes 112 amino acids. Gene Ontology annotation, molecular function: protein-macromolecule adaptor activity. Gene Ontology annotation, cellular component: elongin complex. Gene Ontology annotation, biological process: ubiquitin-dependent protein catabolic process. Lineage: Eukaryota; Metazoa; Chordata; Mammalia; Primates; Lemuridae.
AGUCCCCGCCUCACCAGGUUCUCUUCUCCCGCGUCUGGUAUAAAGCGGCUGUGACCCAGCGGAAGUAAUUCUUCCGGCUGCCCCGGAACCCACGGGGGCAGGGAGCUGGGGGUGGGGGGGCAGCCCUCGACUAGGGGCUGUGGCGGUACGCGGCGACCCGGCUGCGGUGGCUGCGGCGCUGACGAGAAGCUACUAAAGUUCCCGGGGAAGCAAAGUAGAAUUUCCUAAGAACAUAAUGGAUGGCGAGGAGAAGACCUAUGGUGGCUGUGAAGGCCCUGAUGCAAUGUAUGUCAAAUUGAUAUCUUCGGAUGGUCAUGAAUUUAUUGUAAAAAGAGAACAUGCGUUAACAUCAGGAACAAUAAAAGCCAUGUUGAGUGGCCCAGGUCAGUUUGCUGAGAACGAAACCAAUGAGGUCAAUUUUAGAGAGAUCCCUUCACAUGUGCUAUCAAAAGUAUGCAUGUAUUUUACCUACAAGGUUCGGUACACUAACAGCUCCACGGAGAUUCCUGAAUUCCCAAUUGCACCUGAAAUUGCACUGGAACUUCUGAUGGCUGCGAACUUCCUAGAUUGUUAAAUAAAAUAAAUUAUAAUAAACUGUUAAUUUUUUCAGUAUUUAA